Bipolaris victoriae FI3 is the source of this 1545-nucleotide messenger RNA. RefSeq lists its product as hypothetical. NCBI's taxonomy places the organism in Eukaryota, Fungi, Ascomycota, Dothideomycetes, Pleosporales, Pleosporaceae. Gene Ontology annotation, molecular function: carbohydrate:proton symporter activity. The coding region runs from base 1 to 1545 and encodes 514 amino acids. Gene Ontology annotation, cellular component: membrane. The transcript is spliced from 2 exons. The record is from RefSeq and is a predicted model, not a curated record. Gene Ontology annotation, biological process: transmembrane transport; carbohydrate transport.
AUGGGCAAGCUACCUCCUCCAUUCUAUAUUCUGGCAGUAGUUGUACUGGCUUGUGGUGGUAUUCCAAAAGGCUACGACGAGGGUGGUUUCAGCGCUAGCAUAACUUUACCUGCUUUCAAGAAUGACUACAACUUGAACAAGGCGGCCUGGAACAACAACGCGACCGGGCUGGCCAACCGCACCGCAAACAUUAGCUCUUUGGGAGUCUUGGGUGCCGCCGUAGGUGCUCUGAUCGCAUACUUUUUGAACGACAAGAUUGGGCGAUUGUGGUCUUACCGCAUCGCGAUUGUGAUUUGGGCCAGCGGGAUCUUGAUGCAGGUUUUCUCCUCUGGUAUCUUCGAAUUGUUGCUGUUUGCCAGGAUAUGGGGAGGACUCGGCGCAGGCGGUCUCACUGUCAUCGCACCACUUUUCCUGUCGGAGAUCGCACCUACAAGCGUUCGAGGAAUGAUUGUCAGUAUGUACAUGGUUGUACUGUUGAGUUUCCUGGCCUUGGGAUUCUUCAUCAACUACGGUGUGAGCAAAACAAUGAGUACUUCCAGGUCGCAAUGGCAGAUCGUCCAGGCAAUUCCACUUGUUCCGAUGGGUUUUGCCUUCUUCAGCUCGUUCCUCAUUCCCGAAAGCCCCCGCUGGCUUGCCACUAGAGGUGCCAACGAGGAGUGCCUCGCUGCUCUAGCUCGAUUUCGUGGCUUGUCCGGGGAUAGUGCAGAGUUGAUUGCGGAAUACGAAAGAGUCCAAAUCGAGGCCAAUGCGCUCGUAGAGAUGAAGAGCCUAUCUUUGCUAGAGACAGCCAAAGAGUGUUUGGCUGAUCCAAAUCUGCGUAGUCGGUAUUUCCUGGCCGUUGCAAUGCAUACCAUUGCACAAUGGACUGGAGGAAAUGGUAUCACUUAUUAUAUCAGCGACAUCUUCCAGUACGCCGGUGUCAAAGGACCUCAGACGUCUCUAAUCACCUCCGGCGCUUAUGGCAUAGUUAAGCUGGUCAUUACAAUGAUCUUUGCUUGGGGCUUGAUUGACAAGCUUGGCCGAAGACGCUGUUUCACCACGGGACUCAUUUUACAAGGCGCAACACACAUUUAUAUGGCCAUCUAUUUUGGAGCCAUUGGCCAAGGAAACCAGCAUGCUUCUAACGCUGCUAUCGCCUGCGUAUUCAUCUAUGCCAUCGGAUGGUCGCUCGGUCUCUGCACAAUUCCAUACAUCUAUUGCUCUGAGAUCUUCCCGACAAAGGUACGUAGUUUCGGAUAUGCGACAACAAUGGGACUGCACUGGUUCUGGCAGUUCGCUGUCGUACGAGUGACCCCAGUCAUGUUGGCUGCCUUGAACAAAUGGGGAGCGUAUACCUUCUGGGCUUUGGUUUGCGCAAUCGGUCUCGUUAUUUUGAGGUUGUGGGCGCCAGAGACCAAGGGUGUGCCACUGGAGCGCAUGCAUGAGCUAUUUGAAAAGCCUUGGUACAAGUCCGGGGCAGCCAAGCUUGGGUACCUAGAGGACAGCAUGUGUGAGGGAAAGGGUGACGAGAAGGUUUCGGUUGAGCACCAGGAGAUCAAAGCUUGA